Diaporthe batatas is the source of this 798-nucleotide messenger RNA. RefSeq lists its product as uncharacterized. Lineage: Eukaryota; Fungi; Ascomycota; Sordariomycetes; Diaporthales; Diaporthaceae. The coding region runs from base 154 to 798 and encodes 214 amino acids. The transcript is spliced from 2 exons. The record is from RefSeq and is a predicted model, not a curated record.
CGGAAGGACAGAUCGACAAAGAAACAAUUGAUACUAUUUCACAAUGCAACCAAAGAACUACUUGCUCUCUUUGAGGAAGAGAGUAAUCAAAGGGACAGACAAAGAUAAGUCAAGAUUAGCAGCAGCAUUGUAACGGGAAAUUCCACUGACACCAUGCUAUUAUAUAUGUUUGCGAGUCGCGGCAGCAAGGCAGUUCAAAUGUUGAGAGCCCACCUUGAUCAAACAACUCAUCGACAGUUCACGACCACAAUCAGGCCACUCUCCGCAGCCCCCACCAAUUUCGAGUUCAUCAUGGCUCUCAAACAAAUGGAACUCGAAUCCCUCCUGGUCGAGGCCGAGAACCCAAACUUCAGCAAGGGGCAGGACGACAGUACCGUGGCUAUCCUACCCUGUGGGCAUAUAGCGGGGUACAAAUGCCUUAAGCAAUGGUUCGAGGUCCAGCAGUGUUGUCCCUUCUGCCGCCUCCCCAUGAAUUAUCAGCUCUGCAAGCACUCAUCCCGCCUCAUAAGGCCACUAACCAGGGAAAAUCUAUUUGGUACGCCCGAAACACUUCCAGCGGGAGGUCACCUCCCACCCCAGUGCUAUGAGUGCUCCAUUGAGACUGAUGCUAGCGUACAUAAGUAUCUUCUUGGGGCCAUGCUUGCGCAGUUCAAGAGCCUGAGGACUGAAUACAACAAGGAGACCCACGAGGGCAAGAAAAUUGACCUCAAGUCUCAGCUCGGUACUAUUAAGAAAAGAAUAGACCAGGCUGUUGGCGAGUUGGCUGCCUAUCCGGCCCGCGCUCGCGCAAGGUGGUGA